This is a messenger RNA of Phymastichus coffea, 2484 nucleotides long. RefSeq lists its product as uncharacterized. The transcript has a single exon. NCBI's taxonomy places the organism in Eukaryota, Metazoa, Arthropoda, Insecta, Hymenoptera, Eulophidae. The record is from RefSeq and is a predicted model, not a curated record. Gene Ontology annotation, molecular function: nucleic acid binding. The coding region runs from base 1 to 2484 and encodes 827 amino acids.
AUGACAGUGAAAGGACUGUGGGGUGAAGCUUCGUUCGACACAUGCGAACGGGUAAUUUGUGCGGUAGAAGGCACCCGCGGCCCUCAGAUUAUAGAGCAUGCAUUAACAGCACCGAAUUUAGAAUUGCCGGCUCAAAUAAUACCGCGAGAAAUCAUAGAGCGCGUAAAGAGGAAUGAAGGCUUAGAACUUGAGACACAUCGAAACGCACAGCCACGAGUUUUGCUAGGCCAAGACAACUGGCGAUUAAUCGAGCCCGAAAUAUCGCGUCAACUAGAAGGCACAGGCAUCGUUAUCUCGCGUUCGGUAUUGGGCUGGGCUGUUCACGGAUAUUUAGAAGAAAGUACAGACGACGCGUCUAAUCGUCACAUACAUACGAUUUGCUGUACGCAAACCACAUGCGCGAAUACGGAAAACGAGAAAUUAGCAGAACUUGACAUAUUAAUAAAAAAUUACUUUGAUCUGGAAAACCUAGGGGUUUCUGCGACUACAGUGAGACAGUCAGACGAAGACAGAGCCACGAGAAUUCUGCGCGAAACGACGAGGAAAGUGGGAAAAGCGUGGGAGACGGGACUUCUUUGGAAAACAGAUACUCUGCCUAAAAUAGACACACGAGGAACGGCGUUAAGACGAUUGUACGCGUUAGAACGUAAAUUAGACCGUGAUAUUGAAACAGCGACGGCUUAUUAUCGAGAGAUGGACCGCUUCAUCGAAAAUGGAUACGCGGUCAAAGUCGACAACAGUCUAAAUUCAGCACCCAAACGUUACAUAUCGCACUUCUUCGUUAAAAAUCCUAACAAACCAGGGAAAGUCCGUCCGGUACUCGACGCAGCCGAGAAAACCGAGGGAGUUAGCUUCAACGAUUUGCUUGACAAAGGCCCCGACCUUCUUCAAUCACUCACGGGAGUGUUGCUUAGAUUCCGUGAAUAUCCCUUCGCCGUGAUAGGAGACAUAAAAGAUAUGUAUCUGCGAAUUAAAGUCAGGGAAAAAGAUCGGGCUGCCCAACACCUCCUUUAUCGUGGAGCUGACCGCCGCCGCGAGCCUGAUGAAUACCAAAUGACGUGUUUAAUUUUCGGCUCGAAAUCCUCGCCGUGUAGUGCGCUCUACGUAAAAAAUAAAAACGCCGAGCAAUAUGCGACGGUCAAGCCUGAGGCAGCGAAAAGUCUAGUGCGAAACUGUUAUAUGGAUGAUUACUUAACGAGCGGUAAAAGUGUCGCUGCCAUGCGUAAAUUAGUGAACGAUGUCAUCUUUAUCAAUAAAGAAGCGAAUUUCGAAAUGCAUGGAUGGGCUUCGAACGUCCCGGAAAUCGUGCGAGACGUGAGAAAAGAAAAUCUGCUAUGUAAAAACGAGAAAGCUAGCCUAUGCGACGAAGAAGACAGAGUUUUAGGUUUGUUUUGGGAUCGCGAGAACGACUGUCUGCGUUUUAAUGUAGGCAUUAAAAAGCUUCGCGACGAUUUAUUGACCGGCGCAAGGAAACCUACAAAAAGAGAGUUUUGCAGUAUAGUGAUGUCCGUGUACGAUCCACUCGGUAUUCUGUCACCAUUUAGUAUCAAUGCCAAAAUAAUGCUGCAACAUAUCUGGCGCAGCGGCGUAGCUUGGGACGCGAAAAUUAGAGACGAAGAAUUUCAAACAUGGAAAGCGUGGUUACAGAAUUUGCUUGAAAUGACAACAUGCAAAAUCUCGCGAUGUUUUAUACCAAUGGGCGUUGAUUACGCGCGCACAGAGUUACACGUGUUCUGUGAUGCAAGCUUGCAAGCCUAUGCCGCUGUAGCGUAUCUUCGAACCACAUCUCCCGACGGUAAAGUUUAUUUAUCACUUGUGAUGGCGAAAACGAGAGUGGCACCGGUAAAGCCCACAACAAUACCACGUUUAGAACUUCAAGCCGCUGUCCUUGGCACAAGACUUGCUGCAAAUAUUUCAAAAGAAUUAGAUAUUAAAAUAAACAAUGUCGUGUUUUGGUCUGACUCGUCUACAGUACUGCAGUGGAUUCGCGUCGGGCCUCAUUUGAAAUUGACGUACGUUAAGAACCGUUUAGGCGAGAUAGCGGAAAUAACGCAGGUUUCGCAGUGGCGAUGGGUACCAACCCGUAUGAAUCCGGCGGACGACGCUACACGCGCUUCGACACGCCCAAUGUACUCAACUGAUCGAUGGCUUACAGGACCCAAGUUCCUCCGCGGUCCCCCUAGUUCGUGGCCUGAAGAGCGAAAACUCAAAGCGGAUCAAUUGGCGCAAAUAAAUAAAUUAGAAACGCGAAAAGACUUCAUCGGUACUUCAAUAGCUAAUAUAGUGACAACACCGUUAACCGCGAAAUUACUUGGUUGGCGCGGGCUUCUAGUCCUAGCAACUCGAGUACGAAACUGCGUAAAUAAAUGGAGCCGUUGCAGGUCGAGAAAUAAAAAUGAACAGCCAUCUCCUCGCCCGCAACCACAAGUAACAUUAGCCGAAGUAAGGCACGAAGCCAUGCGAUUCUGGUAUAGAGGGAUCUAA